CAAAAGUUCAUAAUCAAGCUCGCCAAGGCAUUGAUGACGUUUGGAGCGCCUUCACAUCGUAUCGAGAAGCAACUCCGAGAGAUGUCGCGCACUCUAGAGCUUGAGCUCGAAUGCAUACACUUGCCGUCCGUCGUUCUGAUAUCGUUCAAAGACGAUCAUUGCCGGAGCACGGAAACAUUCAUGAUACGUCAGCCUAGCGGCCUGGCUCUGGGAAACCUACACGAGGUUCAUCAAAUCUACCGAAAUGUUCUGCACGACGAGAUCGGCGCGAGGGAAGGUAUCUGGCGCCUUGAUGAGUUGAUGGCCGGCAAACCAGCCUACAAGAACUGGGCACGGUGUUUCUUCGCAUUCAUGUUGUCCCUCUUGAUUUGCCCACUCGCCUUCGGCGGGUCCUUCGUCGAUAUGUGGAUCGCCGGACUUGGGUCCCUUAUCCUUUGCACGUUGUCAUUGACCGUGGUGCAAAAAAGCCAGCUAUAUGCCAACGUAUUCGAGAUAACUAUGACCAUUGUGAUAUCCUUCGUUGCUCGAGCUUUGGGCAGUAUACGCUCAGACAUCUUCUGUUACGAUGCCAUCUCCUCCGCCGGUAUCGUGUCUAUAUUACCUGGCUUCCUAAUCCUGAGCAGUUCGCUUGAGCUGGCGUCCAAGAACAUCCUGUGCGGAUCUGUCAAGAUGGUUUAUGCUCUCACGUAUACCCUGUUCCUUGGCUUCGGUCUCCAAAUCGGCUCAGAUUUCUAUCUACUUUACGUCCCCACCGAGCACAUCAUCGACGGUUGUAUGCGCCCUCUUGAUGCUCCGUGGUAUCUCCAGCCUUUCCCGUGGUGGACGCAGUUCCUCAUCGUGCCCCUUUUCGCGACUCUGAGUUCUCUGGCGAACUUGCAGCCUGUGGACCUGGAGUUAAUUACGAUGGUCGCAAUCGCCUGCAUCUCGUACUCGGCCAACAAACUUACAAACGUCUACAUCCACAACCGGUCAGACAUCGUUUCUGCCAUCGGAGCGUUUACGGUCGGUGUUUUGGGAACAAUUUACGGGAGGACUAAGCGUGGGACCCCCUUCACGGCAAUGAUCACUGGAAUUUUGUUCCUCGUGCCGUCGGGUCUUUCACAGGGAGGAAUGAUGACAAAUGGCAACGGAAUAGAUAUUGGCGGGGCCAUGAUUGCGGUCACGAUUGGUAUCACUGUUGGUAUCUACCUCAGUCAGACGCUGGUGUAUUUGUUUGGGGCGAAAAGGUCGUCGCAGUGGGGAUUCUAG
Stereum hirsutum FP-91666 SS1 is the source of this 1248-nucleotide messenger RNA. RefSeq names its product DUF1212-domain-containing protein. The transcript is spliced from 6 exons. Gene Ontology annotation, biological process: transmembrane transport. Gene Ontology annotation, molecular function: transmembrane transporter activity. The coding region runs from base 34 to 1248 and encodes 404 amino acids. The record is from RefSeq and is a predicted model, not a curated record. Lineage: Eukaryota; Fungi; Basidiomycota; Agaricomycetes; Russulales; Stereaceae.